Paralichthys olivaceus (Japanese flounder) is the source of this 592-nucleotide messenger RNA. The record is from RefSeq and is a predicted model, not a curated record. NCBI's taxonomy places the organism in Eukaryota, Metazoa, Chordata, Actinopteri, Pleuronectiformes, Paralichthyidae.
UCAGGACUGACGCUGGACGAUAUUGACGUGUUUGAAAUCAACGAGGCGUUUGCGAGUCAGGCGGUUUACUGUGUGGAGAAGCUGAGGAUCCCGCCAGAGAAGGUGAAUCCAAACGGCGGCGCCAUCGCUCUGGGUCAUCCUCUGGGCUGCACCGGAGCUCGACAGGUGGUGACGCUGCUCAACGAGCUGAAACGCAGAGGGAAGAGGGCGUACGGCGUCGUGUCCAUGUGCAUCGGGACCGGGAUGGGAGCAGCGGCUGUCUUCGAAUACCCCGGACCAUAGGAGCACGCCUGUGGUUAUCAUCCGUCUAAUUAACAACCAAUCAGUUAAAAAAACUAAAUCUGUGGCGACACGCCCCGACAGAGCAGGUAGCACGAGAGCGGAGGUCGACGCUUCCUUCACGUGACCAAUCAGAGCAGACGUUGACGGGAGGGGCUCUUAAAGAGACAGGAGCUAAAACCAAGUGUUUGAGACAGAGGCUGAAAGGAGGAGCUGCAGCGAUGGACAGUCUGAGGACAGAGACUCUGAAGAUUACAGCAUGAAGACAUGUGAAUGUAUUUAAUAUAACAUUAAUUAAAAUGAUCAACAUGAA